AUGUCUGACGACACACGCCGCCACUGGCACGGGAACCCCGGCGACCGCCACGAACACCUCAACGUCUGGGUGCAGGGCGGGCCCAAAGGUCCCAGCGGACGAGCUGCAUGGGCAAUGCUUCCAGGCAUGGAAACAACCAGACGGGACUCCAACACCUCCACUUCCUCUGCUACCAGCAACGCCAACAAUGCCAACAACGCUGGAGGCACCGCUGCUAGCCCUACCCUGCCGAGCGUCAGCGAGCGCCGCCGCUCCAGCACAAGCUCGUCGGGGGCCCUCUUCUCCAACCUCCAAACCCAAAAACGACAGUCGACUGACCCGGACAUGGUCUCGCGCCGGGCUAGCUGGAAUGAGCAGUCGCAGCAGGGUGGCUUCUUUUCGAAGUUGUGGGAGGGGUACACACGGGGGAAGUAG
This is a messenger RNA of Penicillium alfredii, 414 nucleotides long. RefSeq lists its product as uncharacterized. The transcript has 2 exons. The record is from RefSeq and is a predicted model, not a curated record. Lineage: Eukaryota; Fungi; Ascomycota; Eurotiomycetes; Eurotiales; Aspergillaceae. The coding region runs from base 1 to 414 and encodes 137 amino acids.